This is a messenger RNA of Belonocnema kinseyi, 1509 nucleotides long. Its product is annotated as zinc finger protein 287-like. NCBI's taxonomy places the organism in Eukaryota, Metazoa, Arthropoda, Insecta, Hymenoptera, Cynipidae. The record is from RefSeq and is a predicted model, not a curated record. The transcript is spliced from 6 exons. Gene Ontology annotation, biological process: regulation of transcription by RNA polymerase II. Bases 1 to 1509 code for a protein of 502 amino acids. Gene Ontology annotation, molecular function: DNA-binding transcription factor activity; RNA polymerase II cis-regulatory region sequence-specific DNA binding.
AUGAUGGAGGUACAGCAGCAACACUCACCGGUCGGGGUGGGUCCACUGGACUUUUCUCGCAGAGGGGUUGCUGAGGCGUCGGCUUUUCGCGUUGUCAAGCCGAAACAACCUUCUGCUCUUGUUCAACAACAAUCUUUGGUACCAGAGACUAAUAAUAAUAAUGAAAAUUUGCAAGAAAAUCCCCAGAUACCUUCUAACGUUGAAGGAGGAUGCAACAUCCGCCUAAUGUUCCCCAGAGUAUGGGGUCCAUUUGGGAACUCUAAUGACAUUACCAAUCUACCGCCUUUUCAAAAGAACUACUCAGAUCGAUUAUCGUUUGGAGUUGGUCGACUUGUGGGGUCACCUGCGACGAGAAGUCCAUCUCCAUCGCGUUCCCCUAGUCCAGACUCUCUUCAUACGGAAAACAGGGACGCUGAUGUGGACGUCAAUGUUGAAGAUGAAGAAGUGGACGUGGAUGUGGAGGAAGUUGGUGACGAAGAUGAAAGAGAAGGAACUAGUAGUCCUACGAGAUCACCCUCACCACCCUCCCCGGCUUCAAUCCCACGAAUCACGUUAUCAUCUCAUCCCCCGAAAAGAACGGGCGUGAACUUCAGCGUGAGCGCUCUGUUGAGGCCAGAUCCUCCGUCGGCUCAUCUCCAAAACUCUUCACCGCCUCGUGAAACGGGUCCAAACGGAUCCUUAGGCGCAACCCAGCAGCAUCCUCCAGCAGCAUCGUCCAUCUUGUAUCCGCCAUUGCACCUUCAAGGUGGCCUCCUUCCUCCUCAUCAUCACCACCCACUCUCGUACCUGCACCCACAAUUGUUGCCACACCACCUUCUCCCUCCUCACCUUCAUCCACUCCUUCGGGGAGUUCAUCCCGGUCAUCCAGGUCUGCAUUCUGCACAUGCUGCUCAUGGACUUCACCACCCGCAUCCCCUUGGCGAUGUCUACAGCUGUGUCAAAUGUGACAAGAUGUUCAGCACCCCUCACGGCCUUGAAGUUCACGCCAGGAGAUCGCACAAUGGAAAGAGGCCAUUUGCUUGUGAGCUCUGUAACAAGACUUUUGGGCACGAGAUAAGUUUGACGCAGCACAGAGCAGUUCACUCGGCGGAAAAAGUUUUCGAGUGCAAACAAUGUGGAAAGGCGUUUAAAAGAUCGAGCACUCUCAGCACUCACCUUCUCAUCCAUUCGGACACGAGGCCAUAUCCAUGCCAGUUUUGCGGCAAACGUUUUCAUCAAAAGAGUGACAUGAAGAAACACACCUACAUACACACAGGAGAGAAGCCACAUAAGUGUCAAGUUUGCGGCAAAGCGUUUUCGCAGAGCAGCAACCUGAUAACGCAUUCUCGAAAGCACACAGGCUUCAAACCGUUCGCCUGCGAGCUUUGUGGAAGGGCCUUUCAACGUAAGGUUGAUCUCAGGAGACAUCGUGAAACUCAGCAUGCCGAUUUGGGAGCGUCACAUCGGCCCACGAUCGGCUCAGUUCCUCAAAACAAUCUGCCCAAUGGGAAUCCCCCAAUUUUGCAGUAA